Molecule: messenger RNA, 1044 nt
Organism: Anolis carolinensis (green anole)
Lineage: Eukaryota; Metazoa; Chordata; Lepidosauria; Squamata; Anolidae
Product: immunoglobulin lambda-1 light chain
Exons: 4
Coding region: 106-810 (234 amino acids)
Biological process (GO): immune response; immunoglobulin production
Source: RefSeq, a predicted model, not a curated record
UGAUGCGACCAUCUUCUGCUCCGUGCAAUUUAAAAAGAUAAGAGGAGAGUCUCCAGGAGAGUUGUCUGCUUGUUUCCCAAAGGUUGACUCGUUCCAAGAGCCACCAUGUCUUGGGUUCUUCUGUUCUUGGCGAUCCUUCAUUACUGGGCAGGUGUCCAUUCACAGCGGACAGUGACUCAGCCUGCCUCAACGUCUGUCUCUCCGGGAAACACAAUCCAACUCUCCUGUUCUAGGAGCGGCAGUGGCUGGAGCAGCUAUAUUAGCUGGAUUCAACAGAAGUCCGGAGAGCGUCCUCGCUUUGUCCAUUGCAAUGGCUGCAGCAGGGGACCAGGAAUCCCGGAUCGAUUCACGGCAACUGCAUCUGGAGACACAGGAACUUUAACCAUCACCAAUGUCCAGGCUGAAGACGAGGCCGUUUAUUACUGUGUGUGUUGGCACAGCACUGACAAAGUGUGGGUGUUCGGAGGAGGAACUCACUUGACCGUCACCGGUCAGCCAGUUGCCCAUCCUGUGGUGUCUCUCUUCCCUCCAUCCCAGGAAGAACUCAAGAGCAAGGACAAGGCCACUUUGGCCUGUCUGAUGGAUGGCUUUCACCCGGGUGUUGUCCAGGUUGAGUGGCUGGGUGAUGGCCGCACCAUCUCUUCUGGUGUGGAGACCACCAAACCUGUCAAACAGGGUGACAAGUAUAUCGCCAGCAGUUACCUGACUCUCAGUCGGUCUGAAUGGGAAGCCAAUAAGAGUUACACCUGCAAGGUGACCCAUGAAAGCAAGAUCACUGAGAAGGUGGUCAGCCAGUUGGCAUGUUCAUAAAAGGUGUAUGUCUCAGUGGUGGCCCUUAGAUCUCCAUCUCCUAGGAAGACAUGCUUCCUCCAUGGGAUCAAGUUAUUCUCCAAUUCUCAACUAAUUCUAGCUUUAUUGAUAAAGGCUGUUCUCUGUCCAACAUAGUUCCAUACCCCACAUCUUCCCCUUGCUUGUACUCCUUGGAACCACUGUUGUAUGUUUACCUUUCUGUGUUAGCUCAUUAAUAAAAUUUGAUAUAUGUCA